AGAUACAGACUGUACACAUGGCAUUCCAGACACUGGUUCGUGGAAUGCCUGGACGCGGACGGCUGGCCCGAGGCGGCCGGCGCGUGCGUGCGCCGCGCCAAGGAGCUGGUCGUGGGCAUCCUGCAGCACAUCCUGCCCAGUGCUGCCCCCAACCUGUCACACCUGCUGCUAGGAUACCAGAACCAGGAGGACAUAUCGCGCAGCGCCCUACACGAGCCGGGCGUGGGCGGCCGCCCGCGGACCUGUUUCCACUCCGUACUCGACAUACUGGACGCUCACAUCGCCGGCCAAAACAGCCACGAGAGGCAAGCGGACGACCUGAUAGAGAGCUGCUACAGGCUGGUGUACUGGGUGUGCGCGCGCGCCAACACGUCCGCGCCGGCGCUGCGCCUGCUGCGCGCGCGGGACCACUUCCUGUCGCGCCACGUGCGCGCCACCACCAACCUGCAGACGGCGUGCGUGGCCACGCUGUCGUCGCGCUCGUGGGUGCUGCGCGCGUGCGCCAGCGAGGUGGGCUGCGCGUGCGGCGCGCGCCAGCACGCCGCCGUCGCCGCGCUGCUGCGCGCGCUGGCCGCCACCACCCGCCCGCAGGUACGCAUUCUAGGGUUAUAGCGACCCAACUACUGAGACUUCGCU
Molecule: messenger RNA, 636 nt
Organism: Cydia pomonella (codling moth)
Lineage: Eukaryota; Metazoa; Arthropoda; Insecta; Lepidoptera; Tortricidae
Product: sensor histidine kinase AruS-like
Exons: 4
Source: RefSeq, a predicted model, not a curated record